Messenger RNA from Diaporthe amygdali, 1701 nucleotides. RefSeq names its product P-loop containing nucleoside triphosphate hydrolase protein. The transcript has 5 exons. The coding region runs from base 1 to 1701 and encodes 566 amino acids. Gene Ontology annotation, molecular function: ATP binding; ATP hydrolysis activity. The record is from RefSeq and is a predicted model, not a curated record. NCBI's taxonomy places the organism in Eukaryota, Fungi, Ascomycota, Sordariomycetes, Diaporthales, Diaporthaceae.
AUGACAAUUUCAGCCUCUAGAGCCCUCGGAAACGCGCUAAAUUUCUGUCUUUUCGAGGGAUGGAAUAGGCACGGAGAUCUUGUGGCACCAUAUCUGCAAUUCUACCACGCUCGGCCACGGAUACAGGCUGUGGAAAGUCAUCUAACACCAGAAUGGAGGCUUGAGGUCCGAGCUCUGUAUAAAUAUCUCGAAGAGCAAUUCAGCAAUGAAUAUGCUGAGGCCGACGAUCUUAUCUCUCAAGGUUUCUUCACAAGGCCUCACUUUCCAAAUCUGUUUCUGGCCGGCGACGUCCUCGUGAGCCCACAAGAGUCCGAUCCCAUUGCGAUGCUGGCAAGAAGUAUCUACUCGAGCAAGGAUGCUGAAAUAAGAAUUGAAUGUGAGACUUGGUCAUUUGACGGGCUAUUCAAGAAGACGAAGAACGUUGUGCAAAUCUCUCUUCCGUCAGGGUAUUCCGCCAAUGACAAAAUUCCCAUAACAUCUUUGACCGCAAUCCCGCUCCGAAUCGAUACAAGCGGUCUAAAAGAUGUGUUGCGAAAGAGAGGUGAAAUCUUCUGGAGCUGCUGGAAAGGAGGCUUGAUCAGCUACACUGCACCAACGAAGGGUUUCGACAUCCAGAUGCCGAACUAUCGAUGCAUGAUUGAUAUGGAAACAUACAAUGAGCUGUAUAACAAGUCUGAUGGUGCUCAACAAGGCGAUGGUGAUCAAUUGCAUCAUGAUGAGUUUCUCACUGCCGUGGUUGGGCAGGAAAACCUUCCCCCGGGCACAUUCUUGCUCCUCCUGCCUACCACUAUCAAAGCAUUCCGAUUUCAUGACAAGAAGUGGAAAACCCUCGCAGUCAAGCAUAUCAGACCCGUCACCUGGAACAAGACAGCCUUCGAAAGACUGGUCCUGGAUCACGACAAUAAGGAUCAUAUUGAGGCUUUAGUCACAAACCACCUCGAGCUUAGGACCAUGGCCGAUGUGAUUGAAGGAAAAGGCAAUGGACUGGUGAUUUUGCUCCAUGGUGGACCUGGCACCGGGAAAACCUUUACGGCCGAGGCGGUGGCUGAGAUAGCCGAGCGACCUUUGUAUCGAUUGACCUGCGGAGAUAUUGGAACAGAGCCCGAGAUUGUCGAGAAGUGUCUUGAACACAUCUUCUACUUGGGAGGCACUUGGAAGGCCGUUAUUGUCCUAGACGAAGCUGAGGUUUUUCUCGAAGAAAGAACGCAAGCAGACCUCCAGAGAAAUGCAUUAGUCUCUGUCUUCCUCCGGGCACUGGAGUACUAUGAUGGCAUCUUGAUCUUAACUACAAACAGAGUUGUAGUUGGCACCUUUGAUGAAGCUUUCAAGUCUAGGAUACAUCUAGCUCUGCACUAUCCGCGACUGAGCACCGAGAACCGUGAGCAAAUAUGGUCCGAUUUUAUUGGGGCCCUCAGGGAUGAAAGCACUCCAGGGAACGAAAGUGAAAUCGACCACAAAGACCUGAAGAAGAAAGUUGACGCCUUAGCAAGACACAAGUUGAACGGCCGGCAGAUCAGAAACUCGAUUCGAACGGCUAAGCAAUUGGCCAAAUUCAAGCACCAAAAGUUGUCUUCAGCCCACAUUGAAAAGACAAUAAAAGUUGUCAAGAACUUUGAGAAGUACGUUGAGGAUACACAUGGGCAUACUGAUGCCGAAUGGGUUAGAUCAGGCGGGAUCCGUAUUGACAAGACUGAAGACUGA